Messenger RNA from Rhincodon typus (whale shark), 1024 nucleotides. It is a transcript of the gene pigf, whose product is annotated as phosphatidylinositol glycan anchor biosynthesis, class F. The record is from RefSeq and is a predicted model, not a curated record. Gene Ontology annotation, biological process: GPI anchor biosynthetic process. Gene Ontology annotation, cellular component: endoplasmic reticulum membrane. NCBI's taxonomy places the organism in Eukaryota, Metazoa, Chordata, Chondrichthyes, Orectolobiformes, Rhincodontidae. The coding region runs from base 228 to 890 and encodes 220 amino acids. The transcript is spliced from 5 exons.
CCAGUUUCCAAGAUGUUUCCGCCUGUACUGUGUGUGUGUGAUGGUGGCUAAGGUCAGGUGUGUAGAGGCCAGUCAGGAACCAGGGAAAGGGAGAUUCCAGAUGCAGAAAUACUACAAAUUAUCACUUGACUGAAAAGGCUAGUGACAGUAGGAGAUUGUUGUGUUACUUUUGGCAGUAGUCUGGAACAUUUUGCACAGACGAUUCGGUAACAAAGCAAGGGAAAAAUAUGAAGGAUAUUGAGUUAAGAGGCAUGUUUUCAGCGCAUAUUAUUCUGGUCCUGUCUAUCGUCUUUUCUACCUUGGCCCCUUCUUUAUUUUUAGAAGAGUUUUCUGUAAUUGGAACCCACUUGCAGUGGUUGUGUGUUUGCUCUGCCACUGUUGCUGCUGUGACCAUUGUUUUGUAUUUAUUGCUGGCAACGAAUCCUACCUCCAACAAGAAGAAUUCCUCCAUUGGCACGGUCACUAAGAUCUUCAGAUCCUGUUUGUUGUUCUUUAUAUCCUGUAUAGUAUUUCAUGGAAUUUUAGUUUUAUAUGGAGCACCACUUCUAGUGUCCUUCAGGGAGACCUUUAUGUUUGCUGUUCUUUUGUCAACCUUUACAACACUUCGUUGCCUAUGUAUGCUAGGACCCAAUGUCCAGGCCUGGAUACGUGUCUUCACUAAAAAUGGGGCUAUGUCAGUCUGGGAUACCAGUCUUCAGAUCACCACAAUUUGCAGUUUGUUUGGAGCUUGGCUUGGAGCAAUUCCUAUUCCACUGGACUGGGACAGACCUUGGCAGGUGUGGCCAAUUUCCUGUACACUUGGAGCAACACUUGGAUUCACUAUCAGUCUUGUCAUCGCGCCAUUAUGGAUAUACUGGCACAAGAAACACCUCACGUACAAAUGCAGAUGAUUUCAGCAGCUGUUGAGAAGGCUAAUACAUUUGGUUAAACCAACUCCAUUUCGAACUACGCAGAACCACGUGUGGGUAAUUGGCAUCUCUCCAAGGCUACAUUUUGUAGAAUAAAACUGUUUACUUUUCUUGAA